Antechinus flavipes (yellow-footed antechinus) is the source of this 906-nucleotide messenger RNA. Its product is annotated as histone H2A.Z. NCBI's taxonomy places the organism in Eukaryota, Metazoa, Chordata, Mammalia, Dasyuromorphia, Dasyuridae. Gene Ontology annotation, cellular component: nucleosome. The record is from RefSeq and is a predicted model, not a curated record. Bases 138 to 524 code for a protein of 128 amino acids. Gene Ontology annotation, molecular function: protein heterodimerization activity; structural constituent of chromatin; DNA binding. The transcript has 5 exons.
GCGGGGAAGGCGGGAGACAGCGCAGUUUGAAUCGCGGUGCGCCAGAGCAGUAGCCGGCGGGAUCUCUGCCCGGGUGUUUGCUUGGUCCAUUCUCUGCCGUGAGCGUGUGUGCGAGAGAGCUUCACGCACAACUCAAAAUGGCUGGCGGGAAGGCUGGGAAGGACUCCGGAAAAGCGAAGACAAAGGCGGUUUCCCGCUCGCAGAGGGCUGGCUUGCAGUUCCCAGUCGGCCGUAUCCAUCGGCAUCUGAAGUCCAGGACAACGAGCCAUGGACGCGUGGGAGCCACUGCUGCCGUGUACAGUGCAGCCAUCCUGGAAUAUCUAACUGCAGAGGUUCUUGAGCUGGCAGGAAAUGCAUCAAAAGACUUGAAGGUGAAGCGCAUUACUCCUCGCCACUUGCAGCUUGCCAUUCGCGGGGAUGAAGAAUUGGACUCUCUUAUUAAGGCAACAAUUGCUGGUGGUGGUGUGAUUCCACACAUCCAUAAAUCUCUGAUUGGAAAGAAAGGACAACAGAAGACUGUUUAAAGGAUGCCUGGAUUCCAUGUUAUCUCAGGACUCUAAAUACUCUUAACAACUGUCCAGUGUUGGUGAUUUCCAGUGGACUGUAUCUCUGUGAAAACCACAAUUUUGCCUUUUUGUAAUUCUAUUUUGAUUAAGUUGGAAGCUUACUUAGCUUUUCCAGCCAACCAAAUUUCUGCAUUGAAGUCUUAACCAUAUUUAAGUGUUACUGUGGCUUCAAAGAAGCUAUUGAUUCUGAAGUAGUGGGUUUUGAUUGAGUUGACUGUUUUUAAAAAUCUGUUUGGAUAUUAAUUGUGAUGCAGAAGUUAUAGUAACAAACAUUUGGUUUUGUACAGACUUUUAUUUCCACUCUGGUGGAUAAGUUCAAUAAAGGUCAUAUCCAAAACAA